UUAUUUUACUGUUUGCUUCGCGAUGAGAGGAAUAAGACAUAGAUCACCCCAAAAAUAUGUGAUGUGGUUAAGGAUUUGAGAUUUGGAUUUCCUCAGAAAAAAAGAAUGAAGCACUUUAUUCAGCAGAGAUCAUAAACAUGAAACUGCAAACUUGAAUAAUAACCAGCGGCAGCAGUUUAAAAGUAGCCCAAAGUCUCUCGGAUUGACAUCCACACGUCACGCGAUAUGAUCUCGGGCACAAUUUGGAAUCACAAACUUGGCUGCAUUUGAGUCUUCAAAGCAUUUGAAGACACACUAUCAUAAAAUUUAUAUAAUAUUAUAUAGAUGGCAUUUUUUAAAGUGGAGAGUGAAGACAUGAAGAUUGAAGAAACAUUCAGAGUCAAUUAUGAAGAUAAUGAGGAACAAACACGGAUGGUGUUUAUUAAAGAUGAGAGUGAAGAAACGAAGGUUGAAGAAACAUUCAGAGUCAAACACGAAGAAGAUACUGAAGAACAAACAGACCUGAUGACACUGAAAGCGGAGAGUCAAGAACUCGGUGAAAAGGAAGACAAUGUUCAGCAUGAGAAAUAUGAUUUCAUGACUGGAGAAAAAUCAUUUAGUUGCUCACCUACUGAAAAGACUUCACAAAAAAGAGCUCAAAAGACAGUAGACAGAAGUUAUUUCACCUGCCAACAGUGUGGGAAAAGAUUCACUAGAAAAUAUCGUCUUGAAGUCCACAUGAGAGUUCACACUGGAGAAAAGCCUUUCACCUGCCAACAAUGUGGAAAGAGUUUCAUUAAUAAUCCAAACCUUAAAAAACACAUGAGAAUUCAUACUGGAGAGAAACCUUUCACCUGCCAACAGUGUGGAAAGAGUUUCAGUAAUAAAACAACCCUUAAAAACCACACAAGAAUUCAUACUGGAGAGAAACCUUACACAUGUUCUCAAUGUGGAAAAAGUUUUACAUAUAAACAUUGCCUCGAUGACCACAAGAUAAUUCAUACUGGAGAGAAACCCUUCACCUGCAAACUGUGUGGAAAGAGUUACACUCACAAAAGAAACCUUAGAGACCACAUAAGAACUCAUACUGGAGAGAGACCUUACACAUGCUCUCAGUGCGGAAAAAGUUUUAAUCUUAAAAAACACCUCGAUGACCACAAGAUCAUUCAUACUGGCGAGAAACCUUUCACCUGCCAACAGUGUGGGAAGCGUUUCACUCACAAAGGAAACCUUAGAGACCAUAUGAGAGUUCAUACUGGAGUGAAGCCUGUCGCUUGCAAACUGUGUGGAAAAAACUUUAUUCGAAAACCAAACCUUAAAUACCACAUGAAAAUUCACUCUGGAGAGAAGCCUUACACAUGCCAACAAUGUGGGAAGAAUUUUACACAAAAACAACACCUUGUUGGCCACAUGAAAACUCAUACUGGAGAGAAACCUUUUACCUGCCAACAAUGUGGAAAGAGUUUCAUUCAAAAUGGAAACCUUAACAGACACAUGAAGAUUCAUACUGGAGACAAGCCAUGAUUUUUGAAAGCAAAGAAGCUCUUUGACGUGUACAGUCACACUAGAGUGAUUAUUGUUCAGUUUGUCCUGUGAUUAACUGCUAAAUUCGGAUAUGCUUUCGUGUUUGGCUGGUUUGGAGCCAGAGAUGGAUGUGUUCAGUGCUUGUCAUAUCCCUUAUGAAAAUUAACCAUGCUUUUACAAUAGUAAAACUGUAAUAACCAUGACUGUACUAACCACAAUUUUACUAAAGUUGGUUGAAUUACAUUUAACAGAAGUUGUGUAAUGAACUUCUUCCAAAUAAAAAGGCAACACUUUAUUUUAAGGGUCCAGAAUUAAUGCAUUAGCUAAGCACUAUUAAAGAAUUAAUUGAGCAUACAUAAACUUGUAAUUGUUUACUUAUUCACAAUUAUGUAUCAGUUAAGCAUGUACCACUGAUUACCUGAUGGUGGUGUAGCCGUAUAUGUAUCAUUUUUAGUAGGGGUCUUUCGGUUCGGUACGCAUGUGUACCGAACAAAUUAUUCCCUUUUUUUCUUCAGAAAAUUUAGAUAAUAAAUGUUGUUUUGGCACUCAUUGAGGCAUUACAGAUCGCUGUAUAAAUGCCUCAGUUCUGACAACAGCGAGUUAGCAUGAUCUUCCCUUCUUCUCUUUACUCCAUUUUAAGGUGAAUGAACCAUUCACAUCCCAUGCCACAUGUAAUUGCACGAUCAGUGUUUCAUUCACAGAAAGAUGCAAUUAAAACUGUUUGUAUAUAAAA
Messenger RNA from Carassius gibelio (silver crucian carp), 2236 nucleotides. Its product is annotated as gastrula zinc finger protein XlCGF8.2DB-like. Gene Ontology annotation, biological process: regulation of transcription by RNA polymerase II. Bases 325 to 1503 code for a protein of 392 amino acids. The transcript is spliced from 4 exons. Gene Ontology annotation, cellular component: nucleus. Gene Ontology annotation, molecular function: RNA polymerase II cis-regulatory region sequence-specific DNA binding; DNA-binding transcription factor activity, RNA polymerase II-specific. NCBI's taxonomy places the organism in Eukaryota, Metazoa, Chordata, Actinopteri, Cypriniformes, Cyprinidae. The record is from RefSeq and is a predicted model, not a curated record.